AAUGCUCUCGGCUGAUUCUCCCUUGAGGUGCAGCAGAGUGCAAAGCUUGGUCAGGACGCGAAGUUGGCCAUUGAUGAACCGACGACGUAUGGGCAGUUCGUCCACGAAGCACACUUCAUGCGUCUAUUCCAUCUGCAGCAGCCCCUGAGGGCCGCUGCUGCCGGUCUCCUGCGUACGACCGCCCCGAUCCAGACUUCGACCUCGACCGCCGCACAGCUGCUCCGGGCCGACGCCGCGAAUUCCCUUGUAGCAGGGCGACGAUACGCCUCCGUCAAGUCGCAGGGUGCCUACAAGCUCGCGCCCAAGCGAACGAUACCGAAGAAGCUGGGAGCCAAGCGCACGGGUGAUCAGUUUGUCAUCCCCGGAAACAUCAUCUACAAACAGCGCGGCUCUCUCUGGUGGCCCGGCGAGAACUGCAUCAUGGGCCGCGACCACACGAUCCAUGCUAUGGCCACGGGCUACGUAAAGUACUACCGCGAUCCUGCACGCCAUCCGGAUCGCAAAUACAUUGGCGUUGUCUUCAAUAAGGACGACGUCCUGCCCUACCCGACGCACGCCGAGCGUAAGCGCAAGCUUAAUAUGUCGGCGCACCCGAUUGCCAAGCCCGUGGAGACGCCCGCUAUCUCCGCCUCGGGGAUCCCGACCCAGAUCGUCCGCCCCUCGGCCCGGACGGCCAAAGGCGCACCGACGGAGCCUGCGAGGGUGCUGAAGCUGCGCGACGACUACUCUUACCGCGAGGACAACUGGCGCAUUGGACGGCUCGUAAAGCUCCACGUUGGGGGCAUGAGCCGCAAGGCUAAGCUGAGGCAGAGACGGUAUGCCCAGGAGCGCACGAUGGCCGGUCAGCGGGCGGCGCAGGCCAAGUUCGCGGCGAUGGAGGUAGAUGAGUGGACUAUCGCGGCGUCCAAGAGGCUGCAGGAGCAGAGGAACGCCGCGGCCGCUGCUAAGAACAAGAAGAGCAAGCAGAAGGCGCAGAGGCAGGCCAAAAAAACCAAUAAGGCUAAGCGGUAAGAGGGCUUGCGUGCCGGGGGAUACGAGACUGUCCGAGCAUGAAGAAAAGGGGGAGAUUGGGAUGAUGUGUGUAUCAUGGCCGUCGGGGCACGAAUGCUGCGAGGCUAUCUAGAGUGUAGAACAUCUUGUACAAAUCCAUACUAGCUAUGCAUGAGACAGGUUUCUCGCUAUUCCACCCCGUGACAUGGCAAUAUAACCCGGAUCCGAGUUUCUGCUACUUC
This is a messenger RNA of Colletotrichum navitas, 1232 nucleotides long. Its product is annotated as ribosomal protein L27. Bases 118 to 1011 code for a protein of 297 amino acids. The transcript is spliced from 2 exons. Gene Ontology annotation, cellular component: ribosome; mitochondrial large ribosomal subunit. The record is from RefSeq and is a predicted model, not a curated record. Lineage: Eukaryota; Fungi; Ascomycota; Sordariomycetes; Glomerellales; Glomerellaceae. Gene Ontology annotation, biological process: translation. Gene Ontology annotation, molecular function: structural constituent of ribosome.